AUGGUCAAAGACUGUCCGCCCGAUCGCCGUCCCAACGACACUUUUCAAAUCGCAUUGCGCGCAGCGGUGACGGCAGUUGGUGGCGGCGAAUACGAACCGGUUCCAGCUCGAACAGCAAUGGUGGGAGGAGAACGUGAGGAGGCAGCGGGGAAAAAAACAUCCGUCACUAGCGUCGUCGGUCCGGUGAACUUCAUUGGAUAA
This is a messenger RNA of Necator americanus (New World hookworm), 201 nucleotides long. RefSeq lists its product as uncharacterized. The record is from RefSeq and is a predicted model, not a curated record. The transcript has a single exon. Bases 1 to 201 code for a protein of 66 amino acids. Lineage: Eukaryota; Metazoa; Nematoda; Chromadorea; Rhabditida; Ancylostomatidae.